Molecule: messenger RNA, 323 nt
Organism: Paramecium sonneborni
Lineage: Eukaryota; Ciliophora; Oligohymenophorea; Peniculida; Parameciidae
Source: the annotation of a GenBank genome assembly
AUGAAAUAGGGAAUUAAUUAAUAUAAAAGAAAAAAAACUAUAACUUAUAUAUAGAGAGGAUAGCAAAAUUAGAGAUUUUAAAAUAAACUUGUUCUGAGUUAAUCGGAUUUGAAGAGUUUGCAAGUAUAAGAAUUUUCAUUUUAAUUGCCUGCUUCAAAUAAAGAAACUUUAAAUUUUUUCUUGAAAUAUCAAAAUCUAAAAAGUAAAACUUAAUCAUCAAUAAUAAUUAGAUCAAUAAUAACUUGAAAGUGAUACUUAAGCUCGAGAAAGAAAGAGGUAAUUUAUAUUUUUAUAAAAUUAGUAUUUGUUAUAAUGGAGAUUGA